Messenger RNA from Phalaenopsis equestris, 487 nucleotides. RefSeq lists its product as uncharacterized. The record is from RefSeq and is a predicted model, not a curated record. The annotation marks the transcript as partial. The transcript has 2 exons. Lineage: Eukaryota; Viridiplantae; Streptophyta; Magnoliopsida; Asparagales; Orchidaceae.
UUUGUGCUAUCGCAGUUCUCACUCACCUCUCGUCAUCUCAUCCCAUCCACGGCCUCGUAUCUUUUUUCUCUUCUUCCUUACCUCCAUCAAAAUCUGAAUAUCCCGAUGCCUCCACCGACCGAUGAAGAUGAUACGCAGAUCAUUGUCAGUUCAGGCGGGGACGCCGUUUUUAUUGGUGGUGAAACGCUUCCGCUGGAAUAUGGAGAGACACAGCGGGUGGAUAGCUGUGGCGAGCAACUUGGGGAGGAGGUUGAAGACUGGGGAAAGACGCAGGUGGUCGAUGAUUUUGAGGAGACUGAGGUAGUAGGGGAUGACGAUGAAGAUGGAGGAGGGCUUUCUGAAAGGACGGAGUUGGUGGAUGAUGAGGAGGGAUUGGUUGAUGAUUUUGUUGGAGAGGUUGAAUCGGGUUUGAGAAGUAAAGAUGCGGGCUUGGUGGAUCCUGAUGCAUCUACUGAUGAAGAGGAGCGCUGUGACGAUGAUGAACCAG